Messenger RNA from Drosophila busckii, 843 nucleotides. RefSeq names its product apolipoprotein D. Bases 65 to 733 code for a protein of 222 amino acids. The record is from RefSeq and is a predicted model, not a curated record. Gene Ontology annotation, molecular function: pigment binding. The transcript has 6 exons. Lineage: Eukaryota; Metazoa; Arthropoda; Insecta; Diptera; Drosophilidae.
CAUCGUUGCCGCAUUGGCUUUCAGUGUUCAGCGAACAACAAACUGACAAACAAUUCCAGGAACAAUGCAUCAACCUUUCAGCACUUCAAUUUGGCUGCUAUUUGUGGCUAUUGGCGGAGGAGCCCUGGUUGCGGCUCAAGUGCCCUUCCCCGGCCAGUGCCCGGAGGUGAAGAUAAUGGACACAUUUGACUUGGAUGCGUAUAUGGGCAUUUGGUACGAGUAUUCAAAGUAUCCAUUUGCUUUUGAGAUCGGCAAGAAAUGCAUUUACGCAAACUACCAAGUUGUGGACAACAGCACAGUGGCCGUAGUCAAUGGUGCCAUCAACAGAUUGACUGGCAACCCCACAAAUGUAACAGGCACAGCUAAGGUCAUUGCACCUGCACAGCUGGCCGUAACCUUUUCAAAGAACCAGCAUGCGAGCAGGCCCAACUAUCUGGUCUUGGACACCGACUACAGCUCCUAUUCAGUCGUUUACAGCUGCACCAGCCUGACCCCAUUGGCCCAUUUAAAGGUUGUCUGGAUUCUUACCCGCCAGCGUCAGCCUGCAGAAGAGACAAUUACAACGGCCAAAAGUGUACUGGACAGCAACAAGAUAAGUCAAUCGCUGCUGAUCAAUACAAUACAGAACGACAACUGUCCCCAGCUAGAAACAGCCAACGGAACUUUGGCCAUACUCCAAGCGCACGACGAUUUUGUUACCAAUGUGGUGCCGCAGGCGAUUGAGAGUGCCUGAGAUUGGCUUGGACGCUUUUACCAGCGUCUAUUCGACAUAUUUAUGAACCUGUUAAACGACUAAUUUAAAUUUGUUUGAUCUUCCAAAUGUAUAAUAAUGAAAUUACAUAA